AUGGAAGGUCCAGGUGACCGAGGAAGGGCCAGAGAUGAAGGAGGAGAGCCCAAGUAUCGGGGCGUCAGGAAGCGUCCGUGGGGGAAAUAUGCGGCAGAAAUCCGGGAUUCUGCGAAUCAUGGAGCCCGGGUUUGGCUUGGAACAUUCAACACCGCGGUGGAGGCGGCUAAAGCGUACGACAGGGCUGCUUAUGCAAUGAGGGGACAUUUGGCUAUUCUCAACUUUCCUGAGGAUUAUAAUUUGCCCAGCAGCUCAUCCCAUUUUGCUUCUGCCUCCUCAUCGUCUACUGCUGCUUCUACUUCUUCAUCAGCAAGGGAGGGAGUUAUUGAAAUCCCGUAUUAUGAUGAUAAGCUGUUGGAGGAGCUGCUUGGUGCUGAGGAAAAAAGCGGAAGACAAGAUUGA
Messenger RNA from Coffea eugenioides, 402 nucleotides. Its product is annotated as ethylene-responsive transcription factor ERF096-like. The coding region runs from base 1 to 402 and encodes 133 amino acids. The transcript has a single exon. The record is from RefSeq and is a predicted model, not a curated record. NCBI's taxonomy places the organism in Eukaryota, Viridiplantae, Streptophyta, Magnoliopsida, Gentianales, Rubiaceae. Gene Ontology annotation, biological process: ethylene-activated signaling pathway; regulation of DNA-templated transcription. Gene Ontology annotation, molecular function: DNA binding; DNA-binding transcription factor activity.